AGAUAAGGCGACGGUCCUGAUUGUUCUGAGUCUGCUGGCCUGCUCAGCCCUGGCUGACAUGAUGCGCAAGAGCAUCGUGUUCGACGUCAACACGCCAAAGGUCUUCUACUGCCCUCAGGAGAAGCCCCGCGCGCUCGAUAAGAUGAUCGUCAAGGCACGGCCCGUCGAGAAGCUCUGCGAGUUUGAGGGCAAGGGCCUUCCCAAGGGCUACAAGUCGGACUGCUACAACGACGUGGAUGAGACGGAGUACGCAUGCGCGGAGAAGCAGCGCAUCCUGCUGAGAAUCAACCCUCCGAAUGAAACGGAGUCGACCACCACCGAGGCCACGACGACCACCAAGGCCCACAAGAAGUCCAAGAGCUUCAAGAUCCCCAAGAACUGAGCAGCCACCAGCAGUGAACGGAGGAAACGUUACAGAGCCACAAACGCUUCAGAGGCAGCUAUUUUGAACCGUUAAGUGUUUUUAGCGUUUCGUCUUAAUAUAUAUAUAUAUGUAUGUCUGUUCGAUCGGGGGAUUUUGGAACACGGGGGCACCUUCCACUGAGUAAUCUCACACAUUCCUACGUGAAUCUAUUUCAAAUUUUGUGGUGUACUUUACGAGAUGAUAAACAUUCAGGAUGUUAGCAUUUCAAAAAGCCGGCAUAAACAGGGUGAUGAGCACUGCCUUAGAAAUAAAAACUUUUAGAACAAUUUGUGUGGGACGGCUGAAUGGAAAGGCCGAGUUGGAAGUUUAUGGGACGGGCACCGUCGAGUGAUCCGACGAUUUGUUUUUAGCAAGGCGCGGCAAUAAAGAUAGAAUGUUUAUGUCGUUCA
Ixodes scapularis (black-legged tick) is the source of this 813-nucleotide messenger RNA. RefSeq lists its product as uncharacterized. Bases 59 to 382 code for a protein of 107 amino acids. The record is from RefSeq and is a predicted model, not a curated record. NCBI's taxonomy places the organism in Eukaryota, Metazoa, Arthropoda, Arachnida, Ixodida, Ixodidae. The transcript is spliced from 3 exons.